This is a messenger RNA of Aspergillus saccharolyticus JOP 1030-1, 606 nucleotides long. RefSeq lists its product as uncharacterized. Bases 43 to 507 code for a protein of 154 amino acids. The record is from RefSeq and is a predicted model, not a curated record. The transcript has a single exon. Lineage: Eukaryota; Fungi; Ascomycota; Eurotiomycetes; Eurotiales; Aspergillaceae.
CUAAGCAUUUCCGGGCCUGGAGUCUUCCACAAAACUACCAGUAUGAGAAGUCGCACUUCUCCUUCUACUCUUCAUGCUGUCCCAACUUUGUCCCCUGUCUUGCAGCCCGGACGACGUAUGAUCGGGCCAGGUAGAAAUAAGGUAGAAGUCAAGAUACUUUGUCAAGAAGCCAGAGAUAGGAGACCAUUCGUGAUGAAAAAGCUGUUCAAAGGGGCAAAGUGGUAUAUCGAGAUGACAUUCAAAAAUUUCAGCGCGAAUGAAAUGAGGUCUGCUGUAAAAAGACCAGGGCGAAAGAGACUCGCUCUGAGAGAGAAGCAGAUUUCCCCGAAAUGGGAAAAAAAAAAAAAAAAAAAAGAUCCAGACCAUGGCAUAUCAUGCAUUUCACAUGUCGAUCACUUAAGAACCUCCUGUCAUCCUGAGGACGAGCAGACAGUCGCCUUGCGCGUGGACGAUCGCCGGUGGGUAUCUUGCAUCAUUUUCAUAGAAGCGUACUGGAGAGAAUCAUGAUAACAUAACUGUUCAGGAAAAGAAAAAAAAAGGCGCGGAAGACCAAGAAGGGUAAUAUGAACAAAGUUUGAGAAGGAUAAUGAGGGACUGCUGAAGCAG